Molecule: messenger RNA, 1416 nt
Organism: Epinephelus moara (kelp grouper)
Lineage: Eukaryota; Metazoa; Chordata; Actinopteri; Perciformes; Serranidae
Gene: rdm1
Product: RAD52 motif containing 1
Exons: 7
Coding region: 69-917 (282 amino acids)
Cellular component (GO): nucleolus
Molecular function (GO): RNA binding
Source: RefSeq, a predicted model, not a curated record
CCCCGCCCCCCUCAGCGGAAGCGCGGUUAUUCCUGUUUGUUCGAUGGAGACAGAGAAGUGACGGUGUGAUGGAGGUGGACAUCCUGGAGUUCAAGGUUCCCGUGGACAACAAUAAGACUCUGUUUGUGUGGGACAUCCAGCCGUCUCACACUGAGGACCAGAUCUACGAGGGGUUGUACAGCGUGUUCUCGUCCUACGGUCCUCUCUACCUGCUGAAGGUGUGUCCUAACGCUCCGCUCAACCCGCCUGGUUUCUAUGCCCUCAUCAAGUUCUACUCUGCUGCUCAGGCCUUAAAGGCUCAACGACAGACUGACGGAUGCCCGCUGUUCCAGAACUCUCCACUCAAGGUGAGGCUGAGCUCCAAACAGACUCCUCACUUCCUGUUGGACAGCAGCAGACCUCUGAGCCACGCCCGCUGCCUUGAACUGGCCAAUCACUGCCUGGGAUUUAACGGCUGGACCUCUGACAUCAUCACACUGAAGGAGCUCACCAACGAAGAAGAAGGUGAGGAGGAGGAGGAGGAGGAGGAGGGUGGAGUCAGACGGAGGAGGCUGAGGUUUGGCUGUCUGCUGCAGCUGUCCUUCCCUCAUCACGGUCAGAUGACCAGAGCAGCAGCCGUGGUGGAGGACAGCUUCACCUGCGCAGGUGAGGACAGCUUUACCUGCACAGGUCCAGAUGUUCUGAUACAGAAACGAUGUCGACUACAGAAGCAGGUCAGAGAGAAGGCUCUGGUCCAGGCCUUCACUGCUGUACUGCUCAUAUUAUUGGGUAUAAAUACUCUGAUUACUGUUCAUAUUACUGGGUAUAAAUACUCUGAUUACUGUUCAUUUUACUGGGUGAAGGAGUUUUCCUGGAGUGACUUUGCUCCUGAUGAAGAGGAGGGUGAUGAUGAAGACUGGGAUCUGACUGUAUCGUAGGGACUCAGAGGACAUUGGGACAGACUCAGAGGACAUCGGGACAGACACAGGACAUUGGGACAGACUCAGAGGACAUCGGGACAGACACAGAGGACAUUGGGACAGACUCAGAGGACAUCGGUACAAACUCAGAGGACAUUGGGAUAGACAUAGGACAUCGGUACAAACUCAGAGGACAUCGGUACAAACUCAGAGGACAUUGGGACAGACUCAGAGGACAUUGGGACAGACUCAGAGGACGUUGGGACAGACUCAGAGGACAUCGGGACAGACUCAGAGGACAUUGGGACAGACACAGAGGACAUCGGGACAGACUCAGAGGACAUCGGUACAAACUCAGAGGACAUUGGGACAGACUCAGAGGACAUUGGGACAGACACAGGACAUUGGGACAGACACAGAGGACAGUUUCAUGUUGAUGUUUAAUAUAUAUGUAUAAAAUGAGUUUUAUGUCUGUUACCCGUCAGUUUCCUGUUUGAAAUAAAGUGAAUAGAAGUAA